AUGGUCGAGAGUGGGUACAGAGCUCCGGCGAAUGAGGAGGAACUCACAGAGGCGGAGAGGAAGCUGCUGCGUGAGAAUGUAGUUAAGGAUGCUAGGGCACUAGGUAUUAUUCAAGGAGCAGUUUCAGACCAAAUUUUCCUGAGGAUUGCAACUCAGGAAAGUGCGAAGGCUGCGUGGGACAUUCUGAAACAAGAGUUCGUUGGUGAUAAACAAGUAAGAUCUGUGAAACUUCAAGGUCUUAGGCGAGAUUUUGAAUAUACUCGCAUGAAUGAUAGUGAAUCUCUUUCUGUGUAUAUUGCUAAGUUGUUUGAUCUGAUUAAUCAAAUGAAGAGCUAUGGUGAAGAUCUGAGUAAUCAGAGAGUUGUUCAGAAAUUGUUAAUCAGUUUACCUAAGUCCUAUGAUAGUAUUGCAGCAGUGAUAGAGAAUACUAAGGAUUUAGACACCAUAGAUGCACAGGAUGUUGUAGCUAUCUUAAAAGGUUAUGAACAAAGGUUGGAUAGACAUGGAGAGAGCAGUAUGGAGAAAGCAUUUGCCAGUUUGAAAUUUGUCCCGAGGUCUAAUAAAUUCAAUGGUCAGCCAAACAGUAACAAAUAUCACAAGAAUUUUAAGCCAAAAGAGAAAAAACAAUGGAGUAACAAGGGUGAUUGGAGCAAUAAGGGUGGAUUCACUGUGAAGAAUGAGGCAAACAAUACUGGAGAUAAGUGUAAAUUCUGUGAUAAACUUCACUAUGGGAGUGAGUGUUGGGUUAAAAACAAAGUCAAGUGUCACAAGUGUAACAAAAUUGGGCAUAUUGCAAGGUAUUGUAAUAUGAACAAGACUGUGCAGCAUGUGAACUUUGCUAAUCAGGUUGAAGAAACUGGAAAUUUGUUUUAUGCAAAUCAUUCUGGAGAAGUGAGGAAGAUAAGUGAUGAAUGGUAUAUAGAUAGUGGAUGUAGUAACCAUAUGACAUCCAGAGGAGAUCUACUUGUUGAUAUUGACAGGAAAGUGAAAGCAAAAGUCCAAGUUGGCACUGGAGUUUUGGUUGAAGUUGAAGGGAAGGGAACAUUGAUCAUUGAAACUGUAACGGUCGAAGAUAUAUAA
This is a messenger RNA of Malus domestica (apple), 1080 nucleotides long. NCBI's taxonomy places the organism in Eukaryota, Viridiplantae, Streptophyta, Magnoliopsida, Rosales, Rosaceae. The record is from RefSeq and is a predicted model, not a curated record.